UCACAGAGUGGCUCAGGAGAGAGCAUUACCCACAGACCUGAGCAGGGAGGAGCCUGCAAGAGGCAGAAGAAGAUCCCAGCGGGGAAGGAGCCAGGCCCCCCAAAGGAACAUGACAGCAGAUUCAGGAAACUAACCCAGCUCUUUGCACAGGGGAGACCUCAGACCACAGGGGAUCUUCACCACGAGCAACACCAUAGAUGUCGAGACUGUGGGGAAGGCUUCAGGGAAAAGCAGGAGCUCACGGCUCACCGCAAGGUCCAUGAGAGAGAGAGACGCUCUCCCUGCGCUGAAUGUGGAAAGAGAUUCAGCUGUCCAGCACAUCUCAAAACCCACCAGAGAAGCCACACGCGCGAGAAGCCCUACUCGUGUGGAGAGUGUGGCAAACUCUUUGGCUAUCUCUACACGCUGACUACCCACCAGAGAACUCACACGGGGGAGGGCUUAUUCCCCUGCGACAAGUGUGGGAAAACCUUCACCAGCCCCUCGGACCUCAACAAGCACCAGCGCUCCCACACGGGUGAGCGGCCCUACCCCUGCACCGAGUGCGGGAAGCGCUUCAACCGGCUCUCCAACCUGAAAAUGCACCACAGGACUCACACGCAGGAGAGGCCCUACCCCUGCGCUGAGUGCGGGAGGCGCUUUGGCCACCUCUCCACACUCGUGAGGCACCGGAGAGCCCACACAGGGCAGAGACCCUUCCCCUGUGCUGUGUGUGGCAAGACCUUCACUAGCAGGACAGGGCUGAGCAAGCACCAGAGAAUCCACACAGGCGAGCGGCCCUACCCCUGUGGCGAGUGUGGAAAACGCUUUGGCUACCUCUGCGCUCUGACCACACACCAGCGGCUGCACACGGGGGAGAGACCCUUCUCCUGUGCUGAGUGUGGGAAAACCUUCACCAGCCCCGCGGACCUGACCAAGCACCAGCGCUCCCACACGGGCGAGCGGCCCUACCCCUGCACUGAGUGCGGGAAGCGCUUCAGCCAGCUCUCCAACCUGACGAUGCACCAGAGGACUCACACACAGGAGAAGCCCUACCCCUGCGCUGAGUGUGGGAAGAGCUUCAAGUACCUGGCUUACCUCGCCAUUCACGAGCGCUCCCACACCGGGGAACGGCCCUUCCCUUGUGACAAGUGUGGGAAGAGCUUCAGCAACAAGUCAGCUCUCACCCGGCACCAGAGAAUCCACGCCAGAGCUGCAGGUGGGGACGAGUGAGGCCAUCCCGGCUGAGAGCUCCGCUCCAGGCAUUCACCAGGAAUAUUUGAAUUGGAGGAACAGAAAAUGGUUCUACAGAACCCAAGGGAAAUCAGGAGUCAAAACCCAACUCCUAUUAUCCCUUCACACACAGUGUGGGUCUUGUCUUCGCUGCACAGUUAACCCCAGCUCUUAUCUGGGUUUUAGCCCAACCUACUGCUACCCACAUCCUGGGAAGGAAUCGUACAGCAUCUCAAAACAAAGAACCACAGGUCUGUCCCCAGACCGGACACACACGGGGAAGUGUAGACACAGUAAUGCAGGUAGGGCUUGCAGUAGGGACAUUCGCACCUGGGUUAGGCUAACCAGGGUGC
Mauremys reevesii (Reeves's turtle) is the source of this 1565-nucleotide messenger RNA. RefSeq names its product zinc finger protein OZF-like. The transcript has a single exon. The annotation marks the transcript as partial. The record is from RefSeq and is a predicted model, not a curated record. NCBI's taxonomy places the organism in Eukaryota, Metazoa, Chordata, Testudines, Geoemydidae.